This is a messenger RNA of Styela clava, 5797 nucleotides long. RefSeq lists its product as uncharacterized. The record is from RefSeq and is a predicted model, not a curated record. NCBI's taxonomy places the organism in Eukaryota, Metazoa, Chordata, Ascidiacea, Stolidobranchia, Styelidae.
GUCAACAAACGCUGCGAUAGUAAUUAAUUGCAUUCGCAGUUACGCUUGCAUUUGCAGGUGGUUUUGCAGUGCGUAAGCAGUUGGUACUAGCUAUUACACUUGUUACAUCCAGUGUAUCUGUUAUAUCUAACAAGGAAACUCGGGAGAUUGAGGAACAAUUCGUGGAUUACGCCUACGGCAUUUGAGAGCGAGCAUUAUUUCAACUUCUGGACUUUCAGCAAUGGUUUUGGGUAAUGGUUCAAAACAAUGGAUUCAUCCGUCAGAAAGUUUAAUUAAUGGAAGAGUGACAUACACUGUCAAAUUUAUGGGUAAGGCUGAAGUGCCAGAACCUCGUGGAAUGCCGAUGGUAAAAGCAGCUCUCAAAAAAUUAAGCUUUACAAGACAGAUCAAGCGAACUGAGGGAACGAAACCACCCAAAGUUGAACUUGGAAUCAAUAUUAAUUAUGUGACCAUUUCAGAUAUUAAAAGCAAAGAUAUACUUCAUAGAAUUAAUUUACAACGUGUUUCAUUUUGUGCUGAUGAUAAAGAGGAUAAACGUUUGUUUGCUUUCAUUGCAAAACUUGAUGACAAUAAACAUUACUGUUACGGUUUGGAUUCCUUACAUCAGGCCAAUGACAUCACCCUCACCAUUGGACAAGCCUUUGAGCUGGCAUAUGAAAAAUUUGUAAAAGAUAAUCCAUCUACACCAGGAACAAAAAAGAUUACAGAAAUGAGUAAACGAAUUCAAGACCUUGAAUCAGAAAAUGAUGAAUUACGUAAAAGGAUCGCAGAAUUAGAAGCAGUGCAACGAGCAAAUGCAAAUGGAAAUGAUCCUGUUCUGAUCGAAACUAAGCCUCGUUCUCCUCCGUCAAUACCCCAAACUACAACCAAUCCUGUCGUACCACGCAGAAGUCAUCCCGUUCCAACACCAAUAACCAGUCCUCGACAGGAAGCAAUCCACAAUAUCUUUCAACCUGAGACAAAAACCACUUCUGUUUCUUCUCUCUUUUCUUCUCUUCCAAAAGAACAAAACCAUGACAUCUUGGUUGAUCUUACUGCACAUGGAAACAGCUCAACGGCUGUGUCCGGUACCCAUCAUGCCGAAACAACGUAUACUAGUAUAAACCGUGGUGCAAGAAGUACAGCUAAGACAUCCGAUACCUCCAAUGCACAACACAGGGAAAAUACCAUUGAUGGUACCACUCCUUCAUCUGUAAGUAACUCUGUAAGGAAAUUUCGCAACAGUUUACAACGAAAUAUGAGGAAGACAAAAGCAUCUGAAGACAGAAUGAAGAAAACAUUGUCGUCUCUGAUUCCUGCAAAAAUACUCUCAAGAAAGCUGAAAAGAACAAAGGCUCUUGAUGGUGAAAUGGAGGCCCAUAGGUUUUUUGAUGAGUCCUCAACUUCUUCUUGUAGUUCACCAAGGAGUAGUACUUACGCCAAUCUAGAUGAUGUUAUUGCGACAUUGCAAAAUAUGAUGACGAAAACGGAUGGCAGAACUAAAUCAUCGAGUCUUUUAGAACAGUCUAUACCGGGAAAAACAAUUGGAGAAAAACUUGCUACUCAUCAUGACCCAUCUCAGCAUAAUUACAACAGUAUUUUAAGGCAUCUUCCAGAAUCUGUUAAUAAUAAUAAAUCUGAAUUGCAUCAUCCGAAAAAGAUGCCGACUAUAUCUGUCAGCACUGCUAUACAAAACACCACAAAACCCAAUCGUCAAUCGUUUUCACCAUCAAAGAACAUUUUAAAACACUCUGAAUCUGUCAACUCGAAUGAUGACGUUUCCAGCCUGAGCACGACGACAACAGACUCGUCAUCAGCCGAGCAUGUCUAUAUUUUACAGCCCAUGAGCAGUACAACAAGUAGCUUUAAUGUAUCGAAUGCUAUUUCUGGAAGUAAAACGUUUCAUCAUAGAUCAGAAGAUCAUGCUCAGAGUAGAUUGAAUUUACAAAUGGGACAUGUUCCUACUACUUCCUUUCAAAGUCCUUCUAUUGCCAAUACAUCAAUUCCGAAACCGGCACCAAAGAAAAUUCCUUGGCGAAAUAGAUUGCCCGGUUGGUCUGAUAAUAAUCUUGAUGAUACCUUACGCCAGCUAGGCGGAGAAGAAGGAUAUAUGGUUCUCUCUGGGAAGGAUCAUGUCCAAAAUAUUUUGAAUAACACAUCAUUGCCAACGACUGGAAAUGCUUACCAGGAAAUGCAAGUUGACAGUACCUAUGACAAUGUAAAUCGUUUGAUGGAGGCUGUGAGAGAAGCUGCAGCUAAAGAUGCAGCAAGAGAAGGCGAAGAUGUUAAAAAGAUACUAACAACACCGGGAUUAGUUAUGCCUCCAGCUUAUAAAAAGAGUAACCAACCCAAUUUUAAUGAUUUUCCACCAAUCAUGAACCCUCAUUCAAAUCAGUCACGAUUGGUUUCACAUGAACCCAGAGCUCGAAUUCCGAGCACUAUUAGUUCAUCAACAGAAUUUGGUGAUUUGGACACAAUAUCACUUGAUAGUUUUGCGAACCCUCUUCUGCAUAUUCAGAGACGAGAUUUCAGUAAAAUUAACCAAGAUCACCAUCAUUAUCAUGGAUAUAAUGGAGGCCGGCCGAUUGCACAUGCAAAUAUGCAGAACUCAGUGCAUAACCCUUUCGGCACAACCUCAUUUCAAACUCAUGCAAUGCACUCUGGUGAAGUUCUACCUAUAGGAAGGCGAAUGAGAGCAUCCCAAGAGACAGACAUUCUGCACAGUCACAACCAGAUGUCGUUGCCUUUGGAUAGUCGACAAAGAUUGACGUCAGAGGACAUAUUCAACAUGCAACCUUUUGUGCCGAUGACAAAUACUGCAAGACUUCCUCAGCCUCCAUCUAGGAAACCUACAAGGCCACAGAAUGCAAAUCCAUGGUCAAAUGAUAUGUUUGAUCCUCUGCAAGUUCAACCUAAAAUAAACAGAGAAGUAAUGGAUGUACAGAACAUGUGGGGAACUUCUUCACCCGACUCAGCACAGCUAUAUUCUAAAAGUAAAAAGAGUAAUUAUCACAUUGUUUCUCAUCCUUUGAUUCGAAAGAAAACUCGGAAGAAUCAAAGCCCGGCUUUGAAAUGGAGUAAAAAAUAUUUUCCUUCUGGAAAAAAGAAACGCUACAAAACAUCUUCUUCUGCAAAUCAACUUAGUGGGUUUGAUAAUCAGUUUAGCAGAGGACUGAUGAUGUCAGAAGAACAUGUUACUCUCGAUUCCUUCGAUCCACUGAAACAUUAACUGCAAAUUUUUAUCGUGAUCAAUUUGACGAUUUUUACUACUGUACUCGUUUACUGUACUCUGUAACAUAAAUACGAAUGGACCUUAUAUUUGGUGCAUAUAAAUGGAUAGUUACACUAAAGUAAGUUUGAGAUAUAGGGUUGUGGUUCACUCUGUGUGAUUAAGCCAUUUCUUUAGAAUGUAUAUGAUGUCCUCCAAUUCAUUCAGGAAAAUUGUAUGAUGGAUAAUUUUCUUUGAACAUAAUAAUUUGACUGUCCACACCAGGGGUGUGCAACAUUUUUUUGUCUGCGGUCCACAUAAAAAAAAAUUAUUUUCUUCAUGAUGACAACUAUUUAAAAAAUUCUCACAAUGGAAAGGCUUUCGCUUGGCCUCACAGUAAUAAAUGUACUGGGCAAAACUUUUGGAUUAGAAUUUAAAGCUUGAUGGGAAAAAAUCUGAAUGUUGACAAGGGCCAGACUGAAUGGCUUGGCGGGUCGGUUGUGGCCCUCGGUCCCCCUGUUGCACGCGCCUGGUAUAAACGUAUUACAGUUCAGCAUACCACCCUGAACAUGACUAAUAUAUCUUCUUGUUCUAUUUUGCAUUUCGUCCAUUUGUAACUUGAGUUUAUGUAUGCUUAGUUUUUCAGUAUUUAAAUAUUUGUAUAUACAACUAAGGCAAAUAUCUCUGUCCUUUGAAUAAUAUGUGUAUCUUAAAUCUAGAGCCAUGACAAACAAACUAGUUUAAAUAUUGCUAUUCUGUCUUAUGAUUCAAGUGAUUUGCAACCAGUACUUCGCAUAGUUUUUAUGUAUUUUUGUUCAUCAAGUGCAGUAAUUUUUCUAAUUCUUCUCUUCAAGCUGAUUAAUGAGCAAAAUUGUUGAUCAUUUUUUGUAUCCUUAUCAAUUUCUCUUCAUUGCAUUAUACCCUGUUUUAAUAUUUAUGUUGUAAUGUAAAAAUAUGUAAUUGUCCUACCUAAUAUCUUUAUACACGUAAUUUUUUUUUUAGUAGUUAUUCUAUUUGGCUAUAAAAUUUCAUCUUUAUUUGUUGCUGCAAUCUCAACGAUCCAAAAAUCAAUACUCAUUUUUCUUCAUAUGAAAUAUGUCUUAGUCAAACUUCAAUGUAUCUGUUCAUCUUCAUUCACAUAAUACUCUGUAUGGUGCAGUAAAAAAAUGCUAUGUACUAUAUAUAUUAUAUUAAUAAUGACUGUCCAAGUUAUUUCAACUAAAUAUUUUUCACUUGAUGUAAAUUAUUAAAAUACUACUAAUCAGAAUCUUACACUGAAAAAACAUUAUCUCUAAAUCGUACUACAUUAUUAAUUUAUGUUAUUGAGUCGCCGUACUUUUACCUCUUUAAAGUCAAACAUUUACCAUUCUACUAUUUGUACUGAACAAGUUUUUAUCACACUCAUUUAGGUUGUUAUAUUAAACAAGCUGCAGAAAAAAUUACUUUGACGAUUUUUCUAAUCUAUUUCAACCAAUUUACCUGAAAUAUAGUACAUGUUAUCAUCGUCUUUUAAUGACUAUUUAUGCCAUUGUAAAUUGGAGAAACAUUCUUUCAGCAAAUUUGACUUCAGUAACUCCUGAAUGAUGCUUUUGUCACCAACCUUUUCAUACAUGGUGGCCAGUAGCUCCAAUCUUUCCAGUCUGGUUGAGAUGAAUCAUGAAUGCAGCCCAGAUUAGAACAAAGUGAAUUUUCACUUAGUAGAUUUAGGAAAAAUGUAUGUGAUAUGUGAGUGAAAUAAUUUGAAUCAUAGAAUGAAAAAAUUUACUGGAUUUUAUUAUAACCACUGAAUCUUGAAAUUAACAUGGCCUGAAAAUACAUUUAUUUGGACCCAACACCAUUGUCAAAUGGGUCAAGUUGAAACUGGAAACUGAGAGUAAGAUGAAUCUGAUUGUCUUGUCAAAUAUCAAUUGCUUUUUGGCAACAUUUAAACCUUGCUUUACCGUUAUACAUUGCAUUGAUAUAUUACAUCUUGAUGGUUUUUAUGAAUUAGUUGAUAUUGUCUGAGUAUGACUAUUCCAUUGCAAUCUAAUUUUAAAUUAGCUAUAUGAGAGUAAAUAACCUUGGAGAAAACCUAGGAGUAAGCUUCAAGCUUUUGUGCCCAAUUGCCUUGUGUAUAUAUAUCGCUUAAUAUUAUAAUAUUUCUUGUGAUUUGUACUGAUUUACAGUGAAGCCUUAAACUUUUAUUUUCUCAUUAUUACCUUCAAGCAGUAUUCUUGUCCAUCUAUUUCAUUUUUGUGUAUUUUUUUUCUUUACAAAAACCCAUCGCCGAAUAUAUUUCAUCAAAUCUGUCCUAAUAUAAGUGAGUCACUAUGAUAGAGAACUGAUUGUCUGUUGGAGAUAAAUUUAUGUAGCCAACAGUAAAACUACAAAAAAAAUAUCUACAAUGAAGAUAUCUGCGUUUCAUAUUCGACCAUAUUUGACAUUACAUGGUGUCCGUAAUAAAUCGUGGAAAAGUUGAUUUUCGAUUCACAAAAAAAAUUAUUGAAAAAAAAUCGAGGCGAAUUAUUUUUCCUUUUGAUUUCAUUAUAUUGCCCUGAUUGUUGCAAUUAUUUCACCUUUCUUCUUCAACGCUCAAGUGAUUUCUUCAUUAAAUAAAACAUAAAAUACCUA